Drosophila willistoni is the source of this 1330-nucleotide messenger RNA. RefSeq names its product odorant receptor 74a (gene Or74a). Gene Ontology annotation, biological process: sensory perception of smell; detection of chemical stimulus involved in sensory perception of smell. Lineage: Eukaryota; Metazoa; Arthropoda; Insecta; Diptera; Drosophilidae. The record is from RefSeq and is a predicted model, not a curated record. Bases 288 to 1148 code for a protein of 286 amino acids. Gene Ontology annotation, molecular function: odorant binding; olfactory receptor activity. The transcript is spliced from 5 exons. Gene Ontology annotation, cellular component: plasma membrane.
GAUUGUGGUGUGGUUUCUGCGGUCAUCUUUACCCAUAAACAUGUACAUCAUCAACCCUCGCCAUGGCCAUCACCAUAAUUAUCAUCAUCACAAUCAUCAUCAUCAUGCUCAACAUGAAAUACCAUCGUCAACGUCAUCGGUAUUCAACUGUCAUGUGAACUUUUGACGGUGCAGCAGGCGUUGUCAUUGCUGGCUUGCGGUAAUUGCGGUCUGCGCUUUGCCAACAAUUAACUUAUGUCGAAGUCAGGAAGCAAGGAAGGAAGGCGGCCGAUUGGAGCCGAGGAUGAAUGCAAGAGGAAUCGGAACCCAUACUCUAUGCACGCAUACAAAGACAAAUGUUGGGCACACGUCUCAAUUCGAUAGUCUAUCUAAUGGCUCUAUUCAAUUUCCUUGUGAUACCCAUACAAAAUGUCAUAUAUCAUCGUCGCGAAAUGCUCUAUAAGCAGGUAUAUCCGUUCGAUAAUACACAAUUGCGUUACUAUAUACCAUUGAUAUGCCUAAAUUUUUGGGUUGGUGUCAUUAUCACAUCGAUGCUAUUCGGUGAGCUAAAUAUUCUGGGUGAACUGAUGAUGCAUUUGAAUGCCCGUUAUAUACAGUUGGGUCAAGAUUUACGAAAGGUAGCCCAACAUUUGCUUAACGAAAAUAAUGUCGACGAUAUGGCUUACAGUUAUCGACAGGCUUUUACCCGUAUCCUGCGUCGUAAUGUGUCCUUAAAUCAAUUUGGUGCCCAAGUGGAGAAGCAAUUCAGUUUUCGCAUUUUUGUGAUGUUCGCCUUUAGUGCCGCUCUGCUCUGUGCCAUGAGUUUUAAGGCCUACACGAACCCAUCGGGCAAUAUUGCCUAUGUGGUGUGGUUUAUGGCCAAGUUUCUGGAACUUGUGGCUUUUGGGAUGCUAGGAUCGAUUCUCUAUAAAACGACUGAUGAACUGGGACUUAUGUAUUAUCUCUGCGAUUGGGAACUGAUUGUCCAUCAAUCGCAUAAUGCUGGGGAAAAUGUUCAGUUAAUGAAGCUCCUAACUAUGGCCAUUGAAGUGAAUUCAAGACCAUUUUUUCUAACUGGCCUAAAAUAUUUUCGCGUCACUUUGGCAGCUGUAAUUAAGAUACUUCAAGGCGCCUUCUCCUAUUUUACUUUCCUGACAUCAAUGCGGUGAGCUGAGCUGAACUGACCAGAGCUGAGCUGAGAUAAUAAUAGAUUAUUAUUGUGCAUAUUGCGGUUAUUCAGAGUGCACUAUUAAUGCAUGAACAAAUAUCAAAAUUAUUUGAAAAUAAGUCAAAUUUCAUAGCCAUUAUUUGUGGCUUUGCCCUUAUUGGGCAAAUGUGCGUAUACACUCAC